Molecule: messenger RNA, 3695 nt
Organism: Theobroma cacao (cacao)
Lineage: Eukaryota; Viridiplantae; Streptophyta; Magnoliopsida; Malvales; Malvaceae
Source: RefSeq, a predicted model, not a curated record
UUGCUAAGCUCUCAACAACUCAAAACCUCUCUUCCUAUCUUUCUCCUCUGGUUUUGCCGGUUGACUUUGAAGUAGAUGGCAAUUCCUGAAAUGGGGUUGUUCAGGUUUCUUAAACUGAGUGUUUGUGUUGCCGUGAUGGUGGUGGUUGCACUGAACUUUGCUGACUCAGCUGUUUACAUUCAUUUUGAUCAAACUCCCCCAGCAUGGUCAAGGUUCUCCACUGCUAGUUUUCGGUACUCGGUUGAAAGGGCUGAUGGUUCUAAUGCUUGCAGGAAUAAUAGUUGUUCUAUUUACUGUGAGUUGGAUGGCCAGCGAUUGAGACCAUGUCAUGUUGGUACCGUAGUACUGAGAAACUUAACUGCAAAUCAUGAGCAUAACUUCCUUCUCAACGUCACAACCCGAAAUGGAGAGAAAAACUCUUCAGCUUAUUCAUGGUUUAUCGAUACAAUCCCACCAACAGCAAUUAUGUCAAGUGAACAGAAUUACACGAGUGCGGAAAAAAUUACAAUUGACAUUACAUUCAGUGAAGCUUGCACUGGACAUGGUGGCUUCAAGUGUGUGAACUCAUCAAACUGUGAUGUUAGUAUUGACGGUCCAGCUCAGGUCCAAGCAUCCUCACUAAGCAUCAUUAAACCCAACAUCAAAUACAGUCUCCUACUAGUUCUAUCCAUGAAACAUAGAUAUGCGCGUGUAGUGGUUAGAAUGGCAGAUGAUUUUUGCAAGGAUCGGGCUGGAAACAAUUUCACCAGGAGCAAUGCUUCCACUGCAAUUAUUCACUUUGAUAGACGACCGGUGUGGGUUGAUCUUUCGUCAUCUGUUCCAUCAAAUGAGUUGGCAAUCAAUGGGGUUCCCAGGACUGUUUUUGCAACUAACAGAAUGAAGAAUUUGGAGGUGUACUUGGAUUUCAGCAUUCCAGUCAUUAAUUCAACAGAGCAGAUCCUAACUGCAUUAUAUGUGAAUUCUGGUAGUCUGAUACCUGUUCAUGAGAGAACUCAUGGAAACCACCGAUUUGUUUUUCGUCUCAAGAAUAUUGCAUCAGAAACUGAAAUCAUCACAGUCAAACUACAAGCUGGCUUAUUGAUCGGCAGAACAAGCACUCCUGUCUCACCUGUUGCAGCACUUACAUUCCUCUAUGAUUGCGCCAAGCCUGGAGUAGGCCUAAGUACCAGUUCACAAAAUGUCACAAAGGAGUCCAAUAUCAAUGCAAUUGUUGAGUUCACGAAGCCAGUUUUUGGUUUUGAAGCCUCCAUGAUAGAGGUGAAUGGAGGGAGACUCAUAAGGUUUAAAGAACUUUCAAGAGCUCUUUACUCUUUGACUGUUCUGGCAGUAAGUAAUAGUAAGGUGUCAAUUACCAUUCCUGAAGGGAAAGUUAACGAUAUUUCAGGAAAUAUGAAUCUGGCAUCUAAUAGACUUGAAAUGGUUCACUAUUCAACACCUGCAAUAUCAACAGCACUGCACUCAUUUGUGACUUCGGGAGUCUUAGCAACAACACUAGCUGCUGCUAUUCUUUCACUUUCCUCCACAAAUCUUGGAGCAAUAAGUAAACUUAACUCUGCAAGUAAUAAUUUUGUAGCUUCUGAUCCAUCAAUGAAUCUACAUGGAAUGAUAGGACACCUGCAAGUGUUUGUCCUUUCAGACUGGCUAUUGUCUGAUCAACCCAUUGAAUAUUCUGAGACAACAAAAGGUCUUAGGUGGCUCAUACCUCGACAGAAACUUCCAUGGAAAAGGAAUGGCUAUUCAAUUUGGCCUAACAAUGUUUAUUUGGAUCAAGGGAGGUUCGUGAAGAGACCCAGUAGCUGGUUUAGCGGAUACCUUUCUGAUGAGAGAGCUUACCAUGACAUUGGCUUAGAUAACUCAUCUUACGUGCAACGAAAGUUACUAUUUCCAGCUGAAAUUGACUCAAAGUUCAGUUGGCUCCAUGGAAGGCAAAACAUAAGCAAAGAAGACUCUCCUUUUGGGCUACCUCUUAAUUCAAAUGAAUACUUCACCUUUUUCUUGAGGGGAGAGCCAUUAUCUGCUAGCAAUGUUGUCAAGAAAUUGGAGAAUUACAAAGGUUGGCAGGACAUGGCAAUGAACUUGUUCUGGCUGAGCAUAGGAGUGGGUAGCCUGCUAAUAGUUCAUUUUGCACUGUUAGUUUUCUUAAGAUGGAGGAUAGGGACAGCAGCUCAAGGGAUACUUUCAGUUCCGAGGUUCGAACUCCUCCUUGUAAUUCUCAUGCUACCGUGUAUCUCCCAGUCUUCUGCAUUUGUAAUAAGAGGUGGUACAAUUGAGGGGAUCAUCACUGGAGCUUUGUUGCUAGCCAUCCCUGCAGCAUUUAUUUUAUCUGUAUGCCUUUUCCUCACAAUUACCGUCUUCACUGGCAGCCUUGCUCGGUACAAAGAAAUCAGACAUGCCAAUGCUGAGGAAAAAUGGCAUAAAAAACUGUGGUUCUUCUUAGUGGGGAGGCCUGCUAAUGGAAAAUGGUUUUAUAUGGAUGGACUGCCUUCAUCAUUCCUCUCUCGCUUUGGAAUUCUAUUCGAGGACCAAAAGGGUCCUCCAUUGUUUGUCUUUGUUGACCAGAAUGACUCAAACACUAUGCCUAGGUGGGUUGGAAGUGGCCAAAAUGGAAUCGGAAGAAUGAGGGCUGUCAGCUCAGAUGACAGCCACGAAGAAAUGAAAAUUUCCUUGUUUAAGAGGUUCUUAGGUUGUGCUAGAUCUUCCUAUAUUAUUGUUGAUCUUUUAAGAAGAGUCUGCUUGGGAGUAAUCUCUGGAUCCUACUCAUCACACAGAUCAAGCCAAAGCGUUUGUGCAUUGACGAUCACACUGCUGCAGUUCUUAUGUUUAUUUACUCUCAAACCACACAUCAGAAGGGGAGUUUACAUUGUGGAAAGCAUUUCUCUGUUGAGUGAGGCAGGCGUCUUUGGUCUGUCCAUCAGUAUGAAUAAAUCAAAUUCAGUCAGAGAAAAAACUUUGGGACUUCUAAUGCUGGCUCUCCUUUUCCUUUCCUUUGUUGCUCAACUUGUAAAUGAGUGGUAUGCACUGAUAAAAUGCCUUCUAAGUAUCUCUCAGCCACAUAAGAAUUCUUUUAAACUCGGGUUGAAGUUUGCUGCUAAGGGUCUUCUGUUGCCUUUCCUCCCAAGGAAGCAUUGGUCAAGAGUCAUACCUGGUUCCUCACAAGCAAACUCAGUCUUAGUCCCGGCCCUUCCUCGAAGUAGGGAAACUGAAUUUGUAAGAAGAGAUCACAGGGAACCUCAUGGUGGCCAAUUUAGUUCCAUGACUGCAACAGUAGUCCCUCUUCUCAGUCCGGGUUCACCAAUUAUUAAAGCAACAGGUACAGCUGCAGAGACAACUCAUACUGUGCAGAAACCAGGGGAAAGUAAAAGGGGAAAAGGACUUAAAUUUGAUCCAAGGAAUGAUGUGAAGAAACUAAGGGAGUUGGCAAGGGCCAGUUUCUCUGGGAAUUCAAAGGAUGAGGAAACUAACACCAGCUAUAGAUACAGGUUACAAUCUUUUUCUCCUGAAACUGUCUCAAAUGAUCCUCAAACCUCCACUUCUAAAAUUACAAAGUAAAUAAAUGAUGUAUAGAUUAAUAUGGCUGCAGAAUAAACAAAUGGAUGUUCAACUUUGUCCUGUGCCAAAGAUCUUUUUGUUCUUAUAGAAUUGUAUCUGGAUUUAGAUAUGCUUAAUUUAUAAUCUAUUAACCUUGUAUUUACACA